CCGCUGAACCAAUGACAUGGACGUACUGGACCGUAUAUAGUGUUCGGGUCAAGGUAAGAGACCGAAGAGCGACCCGGCGUCUCCUGUUUACUUCAAAGAUGACGUUCAACAAGGAUACUAACAACAGGGAGGCAGGUGACGUGAACAGCCGUGUUAAACAGGAGGCCAACGGAGGCUUGUGGGACUCCAUCACCAAAGCCGCGUUCAUCAUGGGAUCUGGGAUCUUGCUGUUGGCCGCGUUCGGAAACUCGCUGACUUGGCACCUGCAGCGGUUCUGGGGCGCGUCGGGGGACUUCUGGCAGGACCUGUGGACCAGGCUGUACCUGCGGUACGAAGGCCACCCUGCCAGCCUGUUCUACCUGGGGACAAUGUUGGCCCCCCUAGUGGCAUUCUGGGCCACCAACGGGCUACUCCUAUUGGUGGACGUGACGGGCUGGCCCUCCUUCAUCACUCGCUACCGUGUGCAGGCUGACAAGAACAGCCCCGUGGACCAGGGGAAGCUGUGGCACGCCAUCCGGCACGUGGUCUUCAACCAGCUGAUGGUGUCGGGCCCCAUGGUGGUCGGGAUCUACUACCUGACGAGCUGGAGGGGGGAUCCCCUCAACGCCCAGCUGCCCACCUUCCACCGUGGCCUGAUGGAGCUGGCUGUGUGCAGCCUCGUGGAGGAGCUCAUGUUCUACUACUCCCACAGGCUCUUCCACCACCCGACCCUCUACAAGCACUUCCAUAAGCAGCACCACGAAUGGACCGCCCCCAUCGGGUUGGUGUCCAUCUACGCCCACCCUCUGGAGCACGUGCUCUCCAACAUGCUGCCGGCCGUGUCCGGCCCGGUGCUGCUGGGUUCCCACCUGAGCACCACCAGCCUGUGGUACUGCCUGGCCUUCAUCAGCACCUCCAUCUCCCACUGUGGCUACCACCUGCCCUUCCUGCCUUCCCCAGAGUUCCACGACUACCACCACCUCAAGUUCAACCAGAACUUUGGGGUUCUGGGUGUGCUGGACCGACUCCACGGCACCGACAGCAAGUUCCGGCAGACCAAGCAGUACGAGCGCCACGCCCUGCUCACCAGCUUCACCCCGCUGACCGAGAGCAUCCCAGACGCUCCCAAGAAGCUCCAGUGAUCCCGUGACCAAUGAACUUUGACCUCAGGGGAGCAGGUGGUCCCAAAACCCUGAAACUGCUGAAAAAAGAAAUAAUCCUGUUAAAUUAUUAAUUUAUUGUUUGUUUGAUCGGGAACAAAUAAGGAGAAGCCAUUGAAUGUUGUUUUUUAAGCAACUUGGGAAAAAGUAAAGGGAAGGGUAAGGGAAAAAGUACCCAACCAGGCAGACUGCUGGUUCCUGGAAUUAGAUAGUGUUAGAGGUGUUAGGUAUCUAGUGUUAGAUACCUCUUAAAGGACCUCAAGAUGUCCGGUGUUGGGGAGCCGAUGGCUGGCCAGUAGGUAAUUCCUUAAAUAGGAUGGGACAUUUCAUUUGCAACUAUUCUGAUUUAGAAACAAGAUGAUUGAGGAAUGCUGGAUUAUAUUGUCGCUAUAUCUAUAAAUAUGAGGGACAUGUCUAAUUUUUCAACCUCUGGGAGGAUUUCUUGUAGAUUUGAACAAGAAUCACAUGACUGAGGAACAAUUCUCUGCAUGUUUUUAUGUUCAUUUUGUAGUUUAUUGGCAAUGGAAUCCCUCAUUUAUUUCAUAUUCUUAACUGCCCUUCUUAAUCCUUUAACUUUCCUUUCAGUGAUGUCAUUUUUAUUAUAAUUAAUAUGAUUUCAGAUGUUUGGUAAUAGCACUAUGAGGACACCUGCUGCAGAGUUAGAAGUGAAAAGGGGCUGGGUUCUUCGACCCUUAACAACUUCUAAGUCAAUCGAUUGUCUUUGCAUAAAUUUGCACUUAAUUGUGGAGGCACAUAUUCUGUUUUGAAGGUUGAUAUUACACAUUAUGUUGAACCCGUUCUAAUCCUGAUCCUUCCUGGUCAAAAUUGAAGGACGGUUUAAUCAAUAAGAGAAUGUAUCCAUCAGUGACUCGACCCAUCCAAUAAAGACCAUGUCUGAGUAUUGAUGGAGCAGCCCAGGAUGAAUGGGCCACCAAUGGUUUACACUUCAUUGUUCUCCACUGUUUUUGAAUAAAAUAAAGAAAAA
Messenger RNA from Gadus macrocephalus (Pacific cod), 2124 nucleotides. RefSeq names its product fatty acid hydroxylase domain containing 2 (gene faxdc2). Gene Ontology annotation, biological process: sterol biosynthetic process. The transcript is spliced from 9 exons. NCBI's taxonomy places the organism in Eukaryota, Metazoa, Chordata, Actinopteri, Gadiformes, Gadidae. The record is from RefSeq and is a predicted model, not a curated record. Gene Ontology annotation, molecular function: iron ion binding; C-4 methylsterol oxidase activity. The coding region runs from base 12 to 1121 and encodes 369 amino acids.